Messenger RNA from Cyprinus carpio (common carp), 819 nucleotides. RefSeq names its product C-C motif chemokine 2-like. Gene Ontology annotation, cellular component: extracellular region. Gene Ontology annotation, biological process: positive regulation of GTPase activity; cellular response to interleukin-1; cellular response to type II interferon. Gene Ontology annotation, molecular function: chemokine activity; CCR chemokine receptor binding. NCBI's taxonomy places the organism in Eukaryota, Metazoa, Chordata, Actinopteri, Cypriniformes, Cyprinidae. The record is from RefSeq and is a predicted model, not a curated record.
AAGGGACAAAGCAGAAAAUGGAUGAGAAAAAGAAAGAGCUUAAAACAGCUCUCAGUCUGCAGUGUUGAUACUCAGAAAUGGAUUUACAUGAAUGUCUUUAUGAGGAAUAUGUCUGUGACUAUGUAUAUAAGAGGGGGCUCAGACGUUAUUCUGGACACAACAGCUCUGAGAUCUUCAAGCUCUACAGAACUUCUACAGAUUCUUUCUGUCAUUGUGAAGAAACAUCUUGAAGAAUGAGAAGCCUGAUGUGUUUGCUGUUCCUGGUGCUCUUCUGCUGUAUGCAGGUGACUUCAAGCGCUGUCUAUUCAAUUGAUGCGGCACAAUCUAAGUGUUGUGGAGACAAAAUUAAUGUGAAGAGUCCUGUGAAAAUGGUGACAUCAUACUCCUGGACCAGCAGCAGCUGUCCCAGACGCGCUAUUGUUUUUAAGACAAUCGCAGGGAGAGAGUUCUGCAUUGAUCCAGAGACCACCUGGGUGAGCGGCCAUGUUGCUAAAGUGGACAAAAGAACAAAAACUGCUACAGAAACUAAUUUUACAACAACAACUGCUACAGAAUCUAAUGCUACAUCAACAACAAAUGCUACAAAAACGACUGCUACAGAAUCAACUUCUACUGCAUCGACAACUGCUACUACAGCAAAGACUCAGAGCCUUCCAGUCUAAAAGAAGCUACACUUUUUCUAUUUUUCUAUUCUGUUCUCUGCAUUUCAUUCUGUAUAUAUUAAACCAUAUUUCUGAUGUGUAUAUGAAUAUGUAUUCUACAAAUAAUGUAUGUAAAUAAAUCCAGCUUUUUUUAAUAAAAUAUAAAUUAAUGAUAAAA